AUGGCGGAAAUCAGAAGAAAGCUCGUUAUUGUCGGAGAUGGUGCUUGUGGUAAGACUUGCUUGUUGAUUGUCUUCUCCAAGGGAACCUUCCCAGAGGUCUACGUCCCAACCGUUUUCGAGAACUAUGUCGCCGAUGUCGAGGUUGAUGGAAAGCACGUUGAGUUGGCUCUAUGGGAUACGGCUGGACAAGAAGAUUACGAUCGUCUCAGACCUCUAUCAUAUCCAGAUUCGCAUGUCAUCUUGAUUUGUUUCGCCGUCGACUCUCCCGAUUCCCUUGAUAACGUUCAGGAGAAGUGGAUCUCUGAAGUCCUCCAUUUCUGCCAGGGCCUCCCAAUCAUCCUCGUUGGAUGCAAGAAGGAUUUGCGCCACGACCCAAAAACCAUCGAGGAAUUACACAAGACCAACCAAACCCCGGUCUCAGAAGAUCAGGCUCAACGUGUUGCUGAUAAGAUCGGUGCUUACAAGUCUCUUGAGUGUUCAGCAAAGACCAAUGAGGGUGUGCGUGAGGUUUUCGAACAUGCUACUCGUGCUGCACUCUUGACCAAGAAGGAGAAGAAGAAGAAGUGCAUGAUUCUGUAA
Messenger RNA from Sclerotinia sclerotiorum 1980 UF-70, 579 nucleotides. Its product is annotated as RhoA protein. The record is from RefSeq and is a predicted model, not a curated record. The transcript has 5 exons. Gene Ontology annotation, biological process: small GTPase-mediated signal transduction. The coding region runs from base 1 to 579 and encodes 192 amino acids. NCBI's taxonomy places the organism in Eukaryota, Fungi, Ascomycota, Leotiomycetes, Helotiales, Sclerotiniaceae. Gene Ontology annotation, molecular function: GTPase activity; GTP binding.